AUGCCGCCUUCUACAUCCAGAAAUUCAACAAUUUCAGGUCAGAUGACUGGACGAGUGACCGCCAACGGCCCCAGAAAACGCAAAGUGACCCUCCGGUUGUUUCCACUAACUGUGCCUAUUUCUCCAAUCGCCUGGCCGAGUCGAACUCCCAGCUGUUGGAUCAGCAAUUCCUCCAUUGUGGCUAAGCGGAAUAACCUCCGCUCGGCAUGCCGAAGACCCAGGUUCUGUCCCCAGCUGAAAGGAUCAGGUUAUAGACUGCAAGAAGUCAGACUGGAACUUUUAAAGGCUCUGUUGAAGACUCGGGAAGAGAACCGCAACGAAACGGACGUCUGCCGCUUAGACAACCGCUGGUUUAACCUCACGCGGGAGAAGGAAGAGAAAGUGAGAAAGAUUCGUCAUGAGCACAUUAAAGCCAUCAGAAAAAUAAUCGCCAAGGGGAAGAACGUGGAGGGAAAACUGGAGAAGAGAGACAUGAUCAAGGAGUACACGGACUACGAAUCGCAGACGUACGCCCCCCUGUCUCGAAUUGGUUACUUCCCGGACAACCAUGCCGACCGUUUCGUAGUGAGGAACCCCUACCUCAACACCUAUGAUGGACUACUGGAGCUGGAGGCGUCUCUCCCCAACUCCAUCACCCAGCCCCGGAUGGAAGCUCCGAAGCCCCGAAGCACCACCACGAAGGACGGGUUUACGAAACGGAGCGCCAGACUGGAGAUGGAACUGGCACAGGUCUACCAGAUCCUGCAAGAUAGAAAGUUACAGGUUGCGGAACCCAAGAAGCCGCUUCGUUUCCUCCAGAAGAUAUCCAAGAUGAUUGGUCGUCCUGCAACUCCAGCAUUAGAGGUCCCUUCACUGGUAGAUGAAGAGCAAGAGCUGGCCGUGAUUACCCUGCAGAAGUUGAUCCGAGGUAGAGCUGUCCAGAACAUGAUGUUCGAAGGGAAGGAGAAGCGCCUGGAAUUGAUCCAGGAGCUGCGCACCACUCACGCUCUGCAAGAAGACAAGCAGCUCCUGAAGAAAGCCGAGAAGCAAGUGAUGUUGGCUUUGCAGCGGCAGCGGGAUCUGCACGAGCACAAGGUGUCCAUGAUAGAGAAGCAUUUGGCUCGGGUGGAAGGAAGGGCCAUUGCAAACCUGGUGGACUUCCUGUCCAAAGAGCUAAUUCGGCUGCAGGAAGAGCGGCGGAUCCAUGCUUUUGCCAUGUUGGCUGAAAGGCAACGCCGGAUGCGGGAAGCCGAGGAGAGCGGGCGCCGGCAGGUGGAAGAGAGGCGCCGGCGGGAAGAGGACGAGAUCUUCAGACAGGUUGUCCACGUGCACCAAAAGACGGUCGACUCCUACCUGGAAGAUGUGAUCUUGAACAGCAUGGAGAAGACGGCUGACGAGCAAGCCAGAGAAGAGAUCCAGAAGGCGGCCAUGGAGAUCAAUGACGUUGCUUAUGAAAUGGAAAAACGCCAAACUCGCCUUCAGUCGGAAGAGAUUGUGGCUGAACUGGUUUAUCGCUUCCUGAUCCCCGAAGUGCAAAAAAUGGCCAUCAAGGAGAAAGUGAGGCAGGCCCAGAGAAAACACAUCCACGCCGCCCACCAGAUCAUCCACGGGACCAUCACCGAAGCCUUUGCACGAUGUGAAGCUUCCCAGAGGCUGGCGAGCCAAUGGGUGCCUCUGCUCGGGCAGGCUAACAGACAUUCUCCUACCCCACAAUCGCCCCCCCAUGACGUUACGGAGAUGCCAGACCAACCGCCAGCCGCCGCAGCUGAGCCAGAACCACCGCAUGGAGACGGACACUGCAGUCAAUGCUUCACAAUUCUAAUUAGGCAUGCCUCCAGAUUCGCAGGGGAGGAGCCCAGGGGCAGAUAAGGGGUUCACCUGCUGAAAUGUCUCCUCCCACCCUUCUGCCCAGCACUGCUGGGCACCGUUGGCAAAAACAGCAGCCAAGGUUCGAGAGGGUACCGCUCUUCCUGAGGCGACCUUCAGACCGCAUGAGGGGACAGGGAAUAGAAGGAACCCUCGGCUAGGCCAUAUAUUCCCUGGAGAAUGGUCUGUGUGGGGAGGAGAAACGCUCUUUUCCUAUUCCUCUGCUCCUCACUGUCAACGGCAGACGCUUAACGGAGAGCCUCGCAAGGCCCUUUUGUCCCCAAACAACAGCCCACGCAUUAGAGUUUCUCCCUCCUUUCCCCUGCUGCUUGCUGCUUCCUCACAUCCCGACCAGCGCAGGUAGAAGACUUCUCUGGCCGCUGUGCAAGGGGAAGCACACCCAUGAUCAUGGGUUUGUCCGUUCUAUUUAAAAAUCCCUCCAAAGAGGAGCUACUUUGUCUGAGCAGCAGCUGGGGCGAACCAGGCCUAAGCAAACCAGUUGUGGAAACACCUGGAAAGGCGGGUGGUGCAGCGGGGUCAGGAGCUCACUUGCCACAUAAGAACGCGCCCUUCCCUUCAGUUUGUGGCUCAAAAGACGCCAAUUGCACGUGUGUGUGAAGAAAUAAAGGCCAACUGCCGGCAA
Molecule: messenger RNA, 2488 nt
Organism: Sphaerodactylus townsendi
Lineage: Eukaryota; Metazoa; Chordata; Lepidosauria; Squamata; Sphaerodactylidae
Gene: CFAP91
Product: cilia and flagella associated protein 91
Exons: 12
Coding region: 1-1848 (615 amino acids)
Source: RefSeq, a predicted model, not a curated record